AUGCCUGUCCGAACGUAUUUAAUCAAUCAACUGACGAAUAGUAUAUGUCGUCUGAACGGUAUUGAACCAUCACAUCGUAUGCCACAUAAGGAAGAACUACGGCAAGCAUUUUCUGACAGUAUUCUCUACAGUCCCGAGCAACUUCCACCUAAAGUUGAUCUGCGAUCCUACAUGACACCUGUUGAAGAUCAAUCAAGAAUCGGUAGUUGCACGGCAAAUUCACUUGCAGGCGCUUAUGAAUACUUAAUCAAACGAGUUCAUGGUAUCAAUGUCGAUGUUAGUCGUUUGUUCAUUUAUUACAACGGCCGUGUUAAGAAUACACAUUCGACUGUAGUAACCGAUUCGGGUUGUUCGAUGACAAAUGCGAUCGAAGCAUUGGAAGAAUUGGGUACUUGCCUUGAAUCGAUUUGGCCGUACGACAUCGCACGCGUUAAUGAGCGUCCUAAUGAUACAGCUUUUGAAAAAGGCUCAAAACAUAGAAUACAUCAAGCUCUUCAUGUGAAAAUUGAUUUAAACGAAAUGAAAUCUUGUCUUGCACAAGGCUUUCCAUUUGCAUUCGGCUUACGACUAUAUACAUCGUUUGAUAAGGCAGCUCAGACAGGGCUUGUGCCAACGCCCGAUGAAACCGAACAGAGUCGAAGUGAACACGGCAGGCAUGCGAUGCUAGCUGUUGGUUACAGUGAUCAAUCGAAGGCAUUUAUCGUUAGAAAUUCAUGGGGAGAAAAAUGGGGCGAGAAAGGCUAUUGUUACAUUCCUUAUGAUUAUAUAACGAAUCCUAAAUUAUGUUUUGAUGCGUGGGUCAUUCGACAAUUUGACAAUGAAGAUAUGGGCAACGAGCAUUGGGACUUUUCUGAUACGAUUAACUAUUUAUUUCAUGCAGCACAUCAUUAUUACCAUAGUCAUAGUCAACAGCAUCUUAAAAUUCAAGAAUUCGAAGAGGAACAUGCGCAUAAACUAGAAUAA
Adineta ricciae is the source of this 963-nucleotide messenger RNA. NCBI's taxonomy places the organism in Eukaryota, Metazoa, Rotifera, Eurotatoria, Adinetida, Adinetidae. The record is from the annotation of a GenBank genome assembly.